This is a messenger RNA of Python bivittatus (Burmese python), 5165 nucleotides long. The record is from RefSeq and is a predicted model, not a curated record. Lineage: Eukaryota; Metazoa; Chordata; Lepidosauria; Squamata; Pythonidae.
AUGGCAGGAGUUUGCAAGCGGCCCUCAUCCCACCCAGAGUCACGUCGACGGUUCCUACUAGCUUUCCUGGCCCUGCUGGAGGAGGAGGCGGCGGCGGCGGCGGCGGAGGAGGAUGAGAGCGAUCUGCCAGUGGUGGCUGAAUUCAUCGACGAACGGCCAGAUGAAGUUAAAUGGAUGGAAGCUUUCCGAGCAAGUAACAAAUGGAAGUUAUUAGGAGAUCAGAAUGAAGAGCCACAGUUAUUUGGACGUUCUACGACAACAGCAUCAAUAAGCAGCUCAGAAACCUCAAAACAAAAUGAAAAACAUUUGUUGGACCAAUCCCCACCUAGGAAGGGCUGUCAUGCCCAGCCAGAUCUGUUCCCUAAAAGACUACCUUCUGUAGGAGGCAAAAAUCGCAUCAAAAGCUUGAGUGGAGGCCAACGUGAAUUGUUCUCAGAUGGACGUUCAGGCAGCCAGAAGUGCAAGGCUGCUCCUGAUGUGUUACCACCUUGCAAGAAAGCAUGUAAUGCUGAGGGAGACUUGUUGCUGCCUCAGAAGGGGCUGUCAUCCAGAACCAACCAGCAGCCCCAACCAACAACAACAUCACCAAGGAAGCGACAGAGACAUGAUUCUGAAUCCACUUCUGGCUCUUCUCCUGCAACAAGGAGGAGUGCUAAAGCCGCCUCAGAUUCGGACCUUUCACCGCCACGGGCCACAAGCUGCGCAGGCACACAGCGGCCAAAUUCCCCUUCUGAUCUUUCCCCUCCUAGAAGGAAUCGGCACAAAUCUUCGGAUUCUGACUUGUCUCCUCCCCGAAGAGGUCCAGAAGUGAAAAAGAAAGGCCGCAGGUCCAGGAGCCCCUCUGCUGUCCUGCCACGCCAUCAGGCUGUGGAGUCCAAUGGGAAUAGCCAAAGGAUGCUGUCGGGGGGCAAAGCUGGCUUGGUAUCAGCUGAUCUGCUGAGAAGGGAGCAGCAGGAAUUUAAGAGGCAGGAUAGCAGCAGCAGAAGCAAACAUCUGGAGGAUGAAUCCCAGCGUGCUAACACCGUUUUCCGGGAUGAGAUGGGCCGUAAGAGGGACCUGAAGCAGGAGCGGCUGGAGCAGCGCAAGAGAGCAGAAGAGAAGUCUGAGAGAGAUGAGCAGUAUGCCAAGUGGGGAAAAGGCCUUGCCCAGAGCAGGCAGCAGCAGCAAAAUGUGGAAGAUGCAGUGAAGGAAAUGCAGAAGCCCCUGGCGAGGUACAUCGAUGACCAGGACUUGGAUAAACUGCUGCGGGAGCAGGAGCGAGAAGGAGACCCGAUGGCUGACUUCAUUAGGAAGAAGAAGGCCAAGGAGAGGCAGGACACCAAAGAAAAACCAAAGUAUAAUGGGCCAGCACCCCCAUUGAACAGGUUUAACAUCUGGCCUGGCUAUCGUUGGGACGGAGUAGACAGGUCCAACGGUUUUGAGAAGAAGCGCUUUGCCAGAAUAGCAAGUAAAAAAGCGACACAGGAGCUAGCAUACAAGUGGAGCGUGGAGGACAUGUGAACAUCCAGGCCAUCUGGGACAAAGCUUUUUGAAGGGACCUGCUGAAGGGGGAUGCUUGCUACCAACCAGAGUUUGCCUCCUAGAAUCUGCAGGAAAACCACUGGGUCCAGCAGAGUAGAAGAAGGGAAGGCUAAUAGGACUCGUGGAAUACUGAAUGUGUGAGAAGGAGCCCGGAGAGCCUUUUGAAUGGAGGCUCCUGGAAGGCUGGUCCAGCUGAAAGACAGAACUCCCAGGGCAGGUUGAAGAUGCUGCUGUGCCUGGUCAUCCCCUCUUGCCCCAAAUGCCAGGCACUUGGUGGCGGGAGAGGUACAGAGGAGCCAGAUCAGGCUCUUGUCCUCAGUGCUCUGGUGUCUCCUGGACAUGUUGCAGCCACUGACUAUUUUGACUGUGACUUCCCUGGUCUAAAGCGUCACCCUUUCUGGGUCUCGAGAACUUGCAGGCCAUCCCUGGAGCAGGGAGCCUGUUUCUUUAUCAGGUUUUCCUCAAAGGACUUGCUGGAAUGGUGAAAUUUGGCCGUCACCUCCCUUCUAGCCACAGCUGAAGAAGUUGAUUGGAACAUUAACAUGCAGUUUUCUGUUCUUGUAGAUUUUCCAGUGUAAGUCUGGGAGAUGCUUCUCUGGGGAUCCCUGCAAAUUACAGAGAAGCGCAAGGACAUUUCUGUAGAAAGCAGAUUCUGCAGAGAUGCAGGGCUGUUCAGAUUUUCAGUACUCGCUGCAAUUUAAGUGUACAGUUCGUAAAUAACAGGUUUCUUUUUUUCUACUCUGUGCCUGUGUUUGUUUUUUGAAACUCGUUACUACUGUGUUGGUAGCAGGAAACAUGGGCAGCAGGGUCUGUGGACUUGGGUGUUUAGUUAGGGAACAUCUUCCUUUCUCUGUGAAUGGAGAAACUUUUUUGUUACUUGUGGAUGAACCAACUUGGGAGAACUUCCUGACCGUUAUUUGCCAUGUUCCAGUUGGUCCGUUCCUGUUUUGGUUGUAUGAGGGGCUUUUCUGGGCCGCUGUUGCUGGAUUAAGUUUGCCCACGUCACUCAGGCAGGGAGUGGGCUGGGUCUGCAAAAGAGAAUACGAAAUGGGCCAAAACCGCUGAUGUUCUGUGCUGCUUCAGGGUGUCCCCUGGUCUGUGGUACAAUGUUAAUUUUCUGUCAUGGUUUCGGUUGAAGCUCUUUCCCUUGGCUGCUUUCUGGAGCAUAUACGCACUGCAGCAGCUUUGCCCCCUGGUUUAUUGGCCAAGAGAGAGAACUCUUUGGCCAAAGAGAUGUGGCCCAACACUACCGCUGAGCUUUCGAGAUAUGCCUUGACAUUUGUAGCGGGUGAAAUGGCAGUAGAGCACUGCAUGGGGAGUGUGUCAUAUAUGCACAUGAGUGCAUGUGUGCAUAUACUCUGGAGCUGCAAUGUACUUGUUUGAAAGAGUGUUUCCCAGAGUGCCUAGAGGGGAGCUGCCCUGGGCUGCUCUUGGCUGAGCCACUGAAGUGGGGGGGCAUUGUCCCUGUGCCCCAUGACUACGCAUUUGGGAGGAGACGUCCGCAUCAGUGGCUGCUUCUCCGCUUAGGCACAACCACGUUUUCAGGGAUGGUGAGGGCUGCUUGCGGCUUUCCCACCUUUCUGCAGGUUCUGGUGGCGUAUUUUCCUCCUCCAUCUCUGGGCUGGGUCUGCACCACUAAAAUGGCUUUUCUGUUGGGAGCGUAGUGGGUGGCUCCAGAGCAAGCAGGGAGCCAGCUGUCUCUUAGAAGGGCUCCUUUGGCUGGAUCACGGCUUGUUUCCAGCUGCUGCUGAGACAAAGCCAUUCAUUUGGGGAAUGGCCCGGUAACAUAGGUCAACUUUGAUUAGCCCUAGCCACAGGAAAGGGAGAGAUACGAAAUUCUUAUUUAAACUUCUGUCAUUCUCUGUGGUGGCCAACCUGAGCAAGCUGAUCAUUAGGCAAAUGAGGCAGAUAGAAAAAUGAUUAAUAGUUGUACGAAUUAAACAUUGUAAACAUCUUAUGUGUAGCGAUACGUCUGCAGAGCACCAGUGUGGGUGGGGACGUGGUGCAGCUGCCUCUGCCAUCCUGAUUGCCUUAUUAGCAGCGUUUAAUUAGGGAUCGAGGAAAAGGUGCCAGGCAGCAAGGCAGGAGGUGAGGAAGGGAGGUGGCGCACCCAGCUCCUGCUUGCCAGGAAGGAUUUGGAAAUUCAGAGGGAAGGCUGUCAGCCUUCUGUGCAUUCUGCUCUCUGUCCAGACUCAAGAUGGGCUUGAAGCUGCUUCUCUGUGCUCUGAAGAGUGUGCUUCGCACUCGCAAGACCUGGGCUGCUCUGCUUCCCUGUGGGAGAGGGGGCAGUAGUCCCACAGGAUGGCCUGGGCCUGGCCCCACUGGAGGAGACAGCCUGUGUCCAUAGGUGCCCCUCCCCAGAGACUUCGGCAGACUCCGCUGCUUCCCUCUUCUCAGGCAAGGGGAACGUUCACUACUUGCUUCUAUUCUGCAGCGGUGACUUGGAGCUCUGGCUUUCCUCAAGGGGACUGGGGGAGGGGCUUCGCUCCUGCGUCCUGCCCUGCCAUUUUCUGGGCCUAGGCGUGUCCUCCUGCAGAGUCAGCUACUGAGAUGCAAACAGAUGCCUUGCAUAAUAGUUCAGCUAUUAAUUAUCCCCUCCCUCCACUGUUUAGCUGUUUUAUAUUUUUGACAGGAAGCCGGAUGAUGAUGAUGAUAAUAAGCUUAAACUGGGUAAUAGGCUUACGUGGUACAUUAUGCAUGUCAAGGACAAGCAAUUAAGCCUGGCCCCACACAUAAUAAUUAGAUUUUUGUUGAUGAGCUCAUUGGUAAUGUGUUAAGAUUAAAGGCUUAGCUUUCAGUGCACUUCAUAGCCCCCCAUCUUCCUUCACCCCCAUUCAGCAGAAACAUGCUGGAAAGAUGGAGCGAGAGGCGGAUGCUGAGUUAGAGCAUGGUUGGCUGUGGCCAGCUCUCAUCCUAGGUGGGAAGACAAUGGGAGGGAGCCGCUGCUGCUCUGCUUUGCACCAAGCAUUGGAGUCUUUGCCUGGAAGGGAAAUGGUGCCUGUUUGUUUUCAACAGCGAAGUCAUCUUUAAAGGAAAACCUGGUGCUCCCCAGCAGUGCUAGAGCUACAAUUCCCAGCCACUCAUGUUGCCUGGGCAUCCUGGGAGUUGUAGUCAUGGCACCUCUGGAGGACACAUGAGCAAGGGAGGCAGAUGCUCAUGUCCUCCUGAGGCUGGGCCUAGUGUCAAAGGGUUAGGGUCAGGGCUGGCAUUGCUCUGUAAGGGUGCCCAGGUUGCACAGGUGGUGUUCUGGGGCAGGGAGAAUGUGUUGGUGGCCUGGGCUCUGCAAAUGCUGCUGCUGGCUUGUGCACAACGCCUGGGGUGCAGGCAGCCCAGCUUCAGUGGCCUGCUUUGCUUUCAGGGCCACCUCUCCCACUUCUGUUCUGGCUGUGGCCAGAGGGAGCUGGCAGCUGGGGCUACAGAUUAACCAUGACGGUUGCUUUUUGGUUCUUUAAUGGAAGUGAUGUAUCUUGUUUUAACUCCAGGGAACUAGGAAUUUCAAAACACAGCAUCACAAACAGGAGAGAAAUAAAUUACUAAAAUCCCAGUACAAUAACAUCAGGAUGAAACAGCUUUAAAAAGGCUAUGUGGCAAAAUGAGCCUUUUUUUUUGUUUACACUGUGCAUAAUUAAAUUAUGGAAGAUGUU